Diaporthe citri is the source of this 1752-nucleotide messenger RNA. RefSeq lists its product as uncharacterized. Bases 1 to 1752 code for a protein of 583 amino acids. The record is from RefSeq and is a predicted model, not a curated record. NCBI's taxonomy places the organism in Eukaryota, Fungi, Ascomycota, Sordariomycetes, Diaporthales, Diaporthaceae. The transcript has 2 exons.
AUGGACUCGGACGGAAUACAAGCCAUCCGUAUCUUGGGCAGUCGCCUGGCCCUGGCAGGAUCGACUUCCCUCGACAAGAAGCCCUCAAAGCCCGUUCCGAAUGCCAUUCCUGACAAGAAGAUUUCCAACCCAAUUUCCAAUGGCGUCCACGACGAGAAGCCCUCGCAAGCCGCUCUGAAGUCCGUUCAUCUCGAGCUAAGAGGCGGGCUGAGUUUAGCAAAGGAAUUGCUCGACUCAAUUGAGGUUGCGCUUCAGCUUUACGGGCAGUUGGUUGAGAGGAGCGGGAAUGCCUUUCGAGAAACGUUCGCGCAAAUAUACAAGGACCAGAAAGAUCAGCUGAGGCAGUACACCGACUUCAGAGAGCAAUACGCCGACCAAUUCGGCUCCAUCGUCAACGUCCUGGAGGGCCACAGGAAGGACAUCGCAGACAGCUCGCGGGCCGCCACGGAGCAGAACGCUUCCCUGUGCAACAUCAUUGGGCAGUACAGACAAACCGUCGAGGAUAACCAAAGGGCCUUUGAGGAACACGUCAAUUACGUCAACAAGACAAUCGAGGGCCACGACACGUUGAUCGCCAAGACCCGGCACCUCGCCGGCGAACGCGACGAUUACGUCCAGAACGAGCUCAACAAGCACACCAAGUUGAUUGAAGGGAACGACAAGCUCAUCCGGGAGCAAGGCUUGUCGAUUGACAAGCUUGUUUCAGACCACGCUGAUUUGGUUGCGGAAUACCAAAAGGCUCUUGACGGACUGGCGUUACUGAUCACAGCCAACCGUAUAUUUACCUUGAUACACGAGACCCCAAGGUGGAAGAGUUUCGGGGACCGUACUCGGCAGUUCGUUGCCGAAGAGACCCAGCAGCCGACAGAAGAGCAUGCGAAGCGCAUCAGUGACCCCAAGCUAGGUACUCCCUCAGCCAACGUGGUCGACAAUGUGCAGCAGAUCGCCCGCACGUUCAGAGACGACAUGAUCAACGCCAUGAACGCGAAACCCGACGGGAUGAGCCACAGAGACUGGCUUGCCACUCGCAGGAUCAGCUCCAUAAAGGUGGACGACCACGACUGGAAUCUCGACACCAUCAGCGGGAUGGACCAGCUGAUGGCCACGGUUUUCGGCCAGCUCAAGGACACCCUGCAGAGCGCCGUCGAGGCCCGCUACGCCGAGGAGAUGAAGGAGCUCCGCCAGGGGCAGGAGGACAUGGAGAAGCUGCGGGCCGACCUUGGAGAUAUCCAGGAGGUCCGCCGCUUGCUCCGGAGAUUGCAUGAGCUCGAGGACAGGAUGCAGCAGCACCGGGAGACCGAGGCGCUCCGCGAGAAGGAGGCUCAGCAGGCCCGGCGGGAAGAGGAGGUGCGGCGGCUCGUGAGGGAGGAGAUGGAUCGGCGGGCCGCGGAAGGAGACACCAUCGCCUCUGCCACCAGCGACGUCACCGCCUCCAGGGACGGCGAUACCCUCACUGCCGCCACGAUAACCAACCUCACCGACUUGACCUACCCCGAACCCAUCCCGACCGGGGCACCUGCCGUCACCGGCGACACCGGCGCGCCGGAGUCUCCGGGUCAUGAAGCCGAUGAUGUCGCCGACGACGCCACCGACAAAGAUGAUGAUGUUUCCGGCGAGGGCCGCUUGCUGGGCGACUUUCUGGGUCGCAUGCUGGCCCGAGAGGACUGGCCGGAUAAGAAGAAGCCGCGCCGCAUGACCCGCAAGAUGCACGCCAUGGCGAGGCAGAGGGCUGAGCAGCAAAAGGAGGAGUAG